Messenger RNA from Acyrthosiphon pisum (pea aphid), 753 nucleotides. RefSeq names its product SCAN domain-containing protein 3-like. The transcript is spliced from 2 exons. NCBI's taxonomy places the organism in Eukaryota, Metazoa, Arthropoda, Insecta, Hemiptera, Aphididae. The record is from RefSeq and is a predicted model, not a curated record. Bases 1 to 753 code for a protein of 250 amino acids.
AUGGUUGGACAUCUUUCAGGCAUUGUCGCAAAGGUGAAAAAUGUCGGUCACCCAGAUAUUUUGUCUACCCACUGCAUUUUGCAUCGUGAGCAACUUGCGUCAAAGAAAAUGUCCCCAGAACUACACGAAGUAUUAUCCGAUGUUAUCAAAAUUGUAAAUCAUAUUCGACACAAAGCACUUAAUUCAAGGUUAUUUAAGUCACUUUGUGAAGAAAUGGGUUCCCAAUAUACACACCUUCUUCUUCAUGCAGAGGAAGGACGUGUUCACAGUACGAGACAAAAUGCUUUUCAAAAAAAAAUAUUAUUUUGGCAAACACGGUUGGCUGAAGAGGAUCUACAAAUGUUUCAACAUUUUGAUGAAUAUAUGAAAGAAAAGGACGUUAACCAGCGAGUGGUAGCUAUUGUUCAACAGCAUUUAGAAUCACUUACAGAAUCUUUUUGUCGUUAUUUCCCAAAAAAAGAAGACCCUAGACAUGGUAAUAUGUGGAUAAUAGAUCCAUUUGCAGCAAACAAUGAAAAUAAUAAGUUAAAUAUGAGCGAAAAAGAAAGCCUCAUCGAUUUAUCAUCCGACUCCUCACUCAAAACCAAGUUCCUGGAAUUAUCAAAAAGCCAUUUUUGGCUGUACGUUAAAAAUGAAUACCCUUUGUUGAGUGAAAAAGCAAUGAAAAUCUUAAUUCAAUUUUCAACUACGUAUUUAUGUGAAAAAACAUUUUCUUCGGUCACAGUUAUUAAGCACGGUACCGUUCUCAGCUAG